Mesocestoides corti is the source of this 2838-nucleotide messenger RNA. NCBI's taxonomy places the organism in Eukaryota, Metazoa, Platyhelminthes, Cestoda, Cyclophyllidea, Mesocestoididae. The record is from the annotation of a GenBank genome assembly.
AUGGAUUUGAAAAGAUCGCCUUCGCGAAGUCAUUCAAGAUCUCCCAUCACAUCCCCAAAUCUUAACUACCUCUCUUUCCGUCGGUUUCCUGAAUCCUUUCGGGUACCCACGGGACGAACCUCUCGGUAUCCAAGAAGCCACCGUCGAGUCUCUUCCCGCCGUGGUGCAUCACCCCCUAUUUCAGCCGCAAUAUCCCCUUCCGACUCCUCGUCCUACUCGACGUCCUCUUCUUUGACCCCUCCCGAUACCACUGCCCCUUAUCCCAGGGAACGGACGUGCAAAAGACGGGCACCGUCAACUAGAAUAACACGGAAUCGACCUCGGGGAGUUAGUGGAGGUGACGGACAUAGUGGUGUCGUUGUAGAUCGAACGCCCUCUUCGGCAUCUUCGCAUCACCGAAAUCGAUCGCUCGCCCGACAGCGACCAUUGCGUCAGGCUUGUCGUUCUUCUGAUGUCAAAAGCUCCAGUUCCAACUCCACGUUAGAGGAUUCAUGUGACGCAGAUGUUGACGUGAUCUCCGCUUCGUUAUCAGUGCCCAUUACUAUUCGACGUGCAAGCGUCGGACCUGCCGAAUGGCGUCGACGUCGAGGCGCGGCGGCAUCACGCCGCAACUCCGUCCAAUUGAACGCCGCUCUGGACACCGCCACGAGAGAGAGCUCAGAUGACGAGUGCUCUAUAUGCAAGGAUGAGAAGGUCAAUCGCUCCGUCUUACUACCCUGCAUGCACACUUAUUGUUACGCAUGCAUUUCCCAAUGGGUUAGAAUAAACCCUACUUGUCCGCUUUGCAAGGGCACUGCAGAGAGAAUCAUUCAUUCGAUAACUUCGGAUCGACAAUUUUCUGAGGUCAGUGUUGCAACGACUCGAAUGCAUUCGACUUCGGUUUCUCCGACCGGUUUCGUCGGUCAGUUAAUGAGCCCGCAGUUUGAAAUGUACGAAGUCUCACCACGGUUUCUCAAUCGGUCAUUAACCCCAUCUAGUGAUAUUGGACAAGUCUCGGUUCUGCCACCAUUUCAUCCCUCCAUUAACUCAACGACACAGGACCACCACGGCGUCCUCUUGCAUGCAUUUCUUUCCCAAGUCUUUGAUUCAUCCGUCAUUGACCCGUCACUCGUCCGUCGUUUAGUCUACACCAACAACCUCUACACCUUCCCCAUUCCUCCAGCUACUCAAAUGCAGUGUGCGUCGGACCUCCUCACCCGGUCCACUAGCUGUUCCUUCCUUGCUCAAAAUGAGGCUCUGCACACACGCCUGAUAGAUUUUGCUCAGCGAGAAUUAAUCUAUUUGGCGCCCUGGCUCGGGUUUGCUGGUCGUUAUGAAUCGGUGACAACAGCACCUCUUAAUGCGCAUCCACGGCUCAAUGAGGCUGUCGGACGGCUGGCAACGCAGAUCAUACGUCGGGUAGCCUGCUGGAAUGUGCCUAUUUCUCGAGUGUCGGAAUUCGCUGACGCCGUGAGACAAUUAGACCAGGAGUCGCGAAAUGGUGCUGCUUAUUUUGAUGGCCCUCUACUAGCGUCUGUGUCGGAUGCUCAAUUAAGGCACUUUUGUUGGGAACUUUGGCAGUUCGCGAGGUUUUCUGGCACAAUAGACGAGUACUAUAGUAUAAUGUGCCUCUUCAGGGAACACUUUGCACAAGAUUCUCAGUCCGAACUUCCCCCGCCAAUCAACCUCGCCGUUUACACCAGUCCGCGCUGCGGCGCACCUCGACCUGGCAUUGCUCGUCCAUCCGGCCAUUUCAUUGACACUCUUGCAUCAUGGCUUUUUAGUUGCUUUUUUCAAAACCCUGACGGAAGCGGUGUUAUACCUCGCUACUCUGCUCGCAGAUUACUGCAAACUCAAGCAAUCUCAACAGCAUGUAGGCAACUACUUCCUCUCACUCUCCGAGAUCCAUUCGGUCUGAUUAGCGGUAGUCACUCUCUCCCUACGUGUCGACGACGGGCAGCCCGCACACUUUUGGUGCGAUUUGCGGAGCGGCCCUGGCCAAGGCAAGUGUCACAGUUAGCCCUCUGUGAGCUCAUAGAUCAAGCGCGUCUUGUGGGUGCUUCCUCCGUCCCGAGUUUAGUUCAAAACACAGCCAUGCGGCGUUUCGCCAAUCUCACCCUCCUUUUCUCACCGUCACCUUCUCUUCUUUCCGUCGGCACUCCCUUGCCCCGAGUCGAGGACAUCGCUCCUAUGAGCAGUCGAUUCGGUGCGAAUUGGACGUCUCUUAUGCUUUCGCCUACGAGGUCAAGUGCUGAAGGUGGUAUGCAAACCAUCGAGGUGGAAGACGACGACGACGACGUGGUGGAAAUCAUUCACUCCGAGGAAAUUUCUGUGUCGGACAGUGAAGAGCAACGGCAACAACGUCCAGUACAUCAAUCCCCUCGGUGUUGCUCGGUGCACACAGCGCAUUGUUGCUGCUGCAAGCGAAGAACGCCGACUGGAAAUGGAGUCAUAUCACUGUUUGAUGCUUUUAUUCAUUAUUUUCAGCAAAAAGAGCGCAUGACAGCCGCUGACGUUGUUCGUUUAACAAACCAACCUAGCUCACCAAUUGUCAUCUCUGAUGACGAGGACGAAAUUGCUGAGGUAGCCGAGACUGAACCCCAACCUGGGCCUUCCAUGCCACAAGUGGACGAUCCUUCCCCUAGCCAAGUACAAGAUAACGAUUCUACGGAAGACUUGAAGGCAGAAUCGCCUAUUUAUAAACCGAAGACAGCAGACGACUUCUAUGCCUUACUACACCAGCUGAUGAAUGGUGAUAAUAAUGACAGCACCCCCCCUGCUGAGUCUGACGCAUCCAUAAACCCACCCGCUGGAGCGGAGGUCCCCCACGAAUUACCUCGGCCGGCUUCGGCCCCCUAG